Molecule: messenger RNA, 1330 nt
Organism: Durotheca rogersii
Lineage: Eukaryota; Fungi; Ascomycota; Sordariomycetes; Xylariales; Xylariaceae
Product: FYVE-domain-containing protein
Exons: 2
Coding region: 166-1029 (287 amino acids)
Molecular function (GO): metal ion binding
Source: RefSeq, a predicted model, not a curated record
CUUGCUCGCCCCAUCAACCCUCUGCGGACCCAGCUCCGCCUACUUAUUGCAACCCUGCCUUUGUUUUCUCCCCAACACAACACCCCCCCGACCCUACCAUCUCCUGCUCCGACACCUGCCGCCCCGGAUUCUAUAGUCGUCUCUAUAGUGUCUGCGAGAAGCAGGAUGGCCACCGACUUGAUCAUGCCUAGGCUCCACGAACAGCCCCAGCCGCAUUUCUACCCGUAUCACCACCCGCCCGGCGCGCGGUCGUCGCACUCUCCGACCUAUCCGUCCCAGGGUUACCAGUCUCAGCAGAUCUCGCCGCUCAGCACCUCCAACGCCACCUCGCCCACCUCGCCCAAGCCGUACCACCGCCAGAGACAACGACCGCUGUACAUGCCCGCCGUCCUGAGACCGACCGAGCAUCCCCCGAAGAAGAUGCCGGACAGGAAGGCCGAGGCCGAGGAGGAGGGUGUUAUGGUGUCCUCCUGCAACAGCUUCAUGACGCUUGGUGGGUUGGCCACCCUCAGCCGGUUAGGUCGUCGCACGGCCAACAGCAGAAAAUAUGUGGACGGCGAAUGGAACCUGGACAUGUUUCCGAAGCCGACCGCGCAGCCCACGCGACUGCAUUGGAAGCCCGACACUGCGGCCCCGAUCUGCGACGAGCCCUCCUGCCUGCGCCAGUUUAACUACUGGACGCGGCGGCACCACUGCCGGCGAUGUGGCAACAUCUUCUGCGACUCUCACUCAGCGUUCGACGUGCCGCUGGACCAGGACGCGAACUACAACCCGCGCGGCACGCCGAGUCGCGCGUGCUCCCACUGCUUCUCCGACUUCAAGGCUUGGCAUAGCCGCACUAACAGCCAGGCGUCGAGCGAAGAUUCGUCAUCAUCACCAUCUUCUUCAGCCGCGUCUACCGUUGGCUCGUCGGGUGAGACGCCGGCGAGUCCGGCUAUCUCGACACCCGCCGCCACUGCCGUCGCGACUAGCCACCGCCAGGAUGUCGCUAUGAGCGUCCCCAGAGAUUGGAACUGGAGCACCUUCUAAGGCGUCCCCCUUUUCUAUCACGCCGGAAGCGAUCCUCUUCUCGGCCCCCCUCCCCCCCCCCUAAAUCCACACGCGGAGACCUAAAAUAUACGCCCCCACCGCUCUUCCCGCGAAGCGAGCCGCGGCGGAAGAGGACUGCCGACAGAACUAAUAACGAUGAUAUCGGCCACUUCGUUUUGCGACGACAACAAUUACUGCUACGACAACGGCAAUCGCAGCGACCACUACUGCUGAUAUCGUUCUGAGGACUAAUGGAACGCAGCAAACAUCAACCGGCGUACCACAUAGACUAGAAGGUUCC